This is a messenger RNA of Cylicocyclus nassatus, 3197 nucleotides long. NCBI's taxonomy places the organism in Eukaryota, Metazoa, Nematoda, Chromadorea, Rhabditida, Strongylidae. The record is from the annotation of a GenBank genome assembly.
GGUGUAUUACGUCGUCUGAACUUGUCUGCAGAAUCGCGUCUGAUCGCGUGUGUACCGUGUGUACCUUGCACGGAUUGUGAUCCCCCUUUCUGGACGUGAUACCUCUGCUGUAUUUGGAACACGACAAUGUUGCUAAAGAAGCACCUGGAGCGGUUUAUGGCCGAAUUUUUUGCCGGCUUAGGCCGACUGGUUGGGCGAUUUCCGUAUCGGGUAAUUAUCGUCUGCCUGACCGUAUCGGUUGUGUUGAGUGUUGGAUUUGUACGAUUCGAAGAAGUAAACAGUGUUCGAACAGAAUAUUCACCGAUGGAUAGUCCAAGUAGAAAAGAAUACGAUGUGAUGAAAUCUUUUCUCAAACAGAAUGGAACUUUGGAUCCAUCGUAUGUGAUGGUAAUGGCCACCGAUGGUGGAUCAUUGCUUCGCGAGACACAUCGACAACGCCUCAUUGCACUGACAAAAACGAUGCAAGACAACGUUACGGUCGAGUUCAAGGGGAAAACGUACGAGUUUCGCGAUCUCUGUGAACCGUACUGUGAACUCAACACUGCGUUCUUGGCUUUCUUGAAGCUCUACAAUCCGGAAAAUCCAUCGACAUUUACCUAUCCUCAAGUCGAGAUAUUUGGCACACAAGCAAUCAUUGGUAAUAAUGUCUAUGGUGUAACGUUUUUCAAUGGAACAAAUCAAAUCAAAUCGUUUACGACGGCCAUUCUUGGUUUUUAUCUGGUCUCUUCAUAUGAAGAUAGCGAAGUUUUGUACAAGUGGUUGGUUGCGGCAAGGGAAACAUUCAAGGAGGAGCGCUUCAACAUUUUCAAGUGCGAGGUCACUGGCGAUUCUAUGGUCUCAGCCGAGGUUCGACGUCUGGGCUUAGAAACUGCGCCAAUGAUUGGUUUAUCUGUAGUGGCUAUGAUUCUAUUCGUAGUUUGCUUCUCGUUCAGGCGAGAUCCUUCCCGAGCAAAGCCAUGGGAGUCACUUGUUGGAUGUCUAAUUCCAAUUCUUGCCUUAAUAUCAACUACGGGACUGCUGAGUUGGUGUGGGUGGAAAUUUCAGUCCAUCAUUGUUGCCGCCUUCUUCCUUGUCUUGUCGGUAGGAGUUGACGACGUAUUCAUAAUUCUUCGAGCUUGGGACCGAACGAGCGCUGAUGACGACGUUCCCGAACGAAUGGCGUUGACUUUGGAGGAAUCUGGCCCUAGCAUACUUAUAAGCUCGAUUACCAACGCGAUGGCAUUUUUCAUUGGAAUGACCUCACAAACGCCUGCUGUGCGAUCAUUCUCGCUUUACUCAGCUAUAGCAAUCUCAAUUUGCUUUUUAUACCAGCUGAUUAUGUUCAGUGCGGUCCUAUCGGCCAGCGGAUAUCGGGAAAGAAGAGGCAUGCAGAGCUUCCUCUGCUGUAAAAAAGCGAAUCCGAAGGCUCGAUCAGUUCUUGUAGAGAAAAUUGUGCUCCUUCAAAAUAUUGUUAUACGAUUUUAUUCGAGGAUUAUCUCCACAUGGACAGCUAGGUUAAUCUUGGCAGCCUUUAUGAUUGCUUACUACUAUGCUAGUGUCGUCGGUAUAACGCAGCUACGUACAUGGAUUGCUGUGGAGAAAAUGGCAUUGCCGGAUUCUUAUUUGCAAACUUUCCAAGAUCAUUACGAGGCUUCGUUGAAGAAUAUGCAACCGAUCCAAGUGUUCAUUCUCAAUCCCGGAGAUCUGAGGGAUCCACAAAGGCUUGAAACCAUCAAGCAGAUUGUGAGGGAUUACGAGAACGCUACAUACAGUUAUGGUCCCGAAAGUACUUUUUUCUGGCUUCAAGCCUACGAGGACUUCUUAAAUUUCUAUGGAGAAACGGAAGACUUUACUUAUGAAGAAAUGCCUAGAUUCUUCAAAUCUACCACAUAUUUUUACCUUUCGUCAUUCGUUAAGUAUAACGAAACUGCUUGCCUGGAGAACGAUCCUGCAUGCAUAACGUCAUUCUUCUUUAUGACCAAUUUCCACGAACACAUCAAAUAUCACGAACUGAUCCCCGCGGUAAGAGAUUGGCGCGCAAUUGCUGCAAGAUAUCCCGAUUACCAAGUAUACGCCUACUCGGAACACUCUCCAUUUGUUGACCAGACUCUUGCGAUCGACUCCACCGUUUGGGGAUCAAUGGGAGCUGCUCUGUUAUGUACAGCAAUCGCGUGCUUUAUUUUCAUUCCGAACAUCGCAUGUAUAAUCACCGCUUGCUUGUCGGUGUUGUCCAUUGCAAUUGGCCUCUUGGGAAUGCUGAGCCUUUGGGGAAUAGAUCUUGAUCCUUUGUCAAUGGCUGCUUUGUUGAUGGCUGUCGGAUUCUCCGUUGAUUUCACUAGUCACAUUGCUUAUCACUUCUAUAAAUCUAAAGAGAAGGAUCCCGCAAAGAGGGUAGAGGACGCACUCACAUGCAUCGGAUGGCCACUUAUGCAGGUUGGCUUGUCGACCAUUGUGGCGAUCCUGCCUCCGCUUUUGAAGCCAUCUUACAUGGUGCUAGUGUUUCUGAAAACGAUCGUUGUGGUUUGCUCCUUGGGAAUGUUCCAUGGACUGGUCGUCAUGCCUGCAGUAUUGACUGCAGUUAUUAAACGCAGUGAUGACACGAUGUCUCCAAGUGUCACUGAAACGAGCAUGGUGUCUCGGAAGUCGUCGCCUUGCAGUUCUGUUGACCGAAAAGGAAGCAAAAACAGUAGCUGUCUUCUUAGCAAGCUAAACUUGGAUAUAUGGAAAUCGAAAGCUGCUACGGUCGCUCCCGAAAAUGGAAGUGCCGGUACAACGAUUAAACAAGCUCUGCACUAAAUUGCAUCCUCUGCUGCUUGCUGCAUCCAGCAUCCUAUAGUGGUCCACCGCAGAAAGAGGUGGUCGACUCGUAGGCGCAGUUUUAUUUAGCGAGAUCAUUUCCUUAGAGCAAAUUUUGCAGCAAACGGUAUUGCCUGUUAGGGGAUAGAAGCUUCCUCUUUUUAAAAAUCAGUUUCAUGUGCCAAGCAUUCAUUGUGAAGCUUGUUUGUGUGUAUGCCUUUUUUCAUCAUCCUCCGAACUCACUUGCAUGCUUUGAUUUUUAACACCAUUCUGUCUCUAUCCGGAUUGAUUUUACGAGUAUACACCUUUUUUAUAACAGCGUAGGAAAAGAUUGUUGAAAGCCUCAAUCGAACCAAGACUUCACUUACUGCAUAUCCUCUUUUGUGUCCGGUCCUUUCCUUCGUUUGAGAUCUCUUAGAGGC